AUGUCCAUCCGCAUGGCAUCUCCCACAGCGUUGCUGCCACCAUUGCUGUAUGACUACGAUGACGGCUCGAAAGCCGUCGGUGGUAAUGCCGUCGAGUUGAGGAGGAAUCACGACAACACACCAAAAGACCCUGCCGAGCAAUCGGGCAGGCAGCUCGGGUGCCUGCCCGCAACGCCACCUAUCGCUGCUGUCCUUUACACCACGACGAGAAAUGCAUCGGGCAGAAGCAACUAG
Molecule: messenger RNA, 234 nt
Organism: Geosmithia morbida
Lineage: Eukaryota; Fungi; Ascomycota; Sordariomycetes; Hypocreales; Bionectriaceae
Exons: 3
Coding region: 1-234 (77 amino acids)
Source: RefSeq, a predicted model, not a curated record